Molecule: messenger RNA, 6196 nt
Organism: Gymnogyps californianus (California condor)
Lineage: Eukaryota; Metazoa; Chordata; Aves; Accipitriformes; Cathartidae
Gene: PIP4K2B
Product: phosphatidylinositol-5-phosphate 4-kinase type 2 beta
Exons: 11
Coding region: 1-1269 (422 amino acids)
Biological process (GO): phosphatidylinositol metabolic process
Molecular function (GO): phosphatidylinositol kinase activity
Source: RefSeq, a predicted model, not a curated record
AUGGCCUCGAACUGCGCGGGGGGCUCGUCGGCGGGGGGCGUCGGGGCGGCUCUGGGCUCGGCCCUCAGCGCCAGCAAGACCAAGACCAAGAAGAAACACUUCGUGUGCCAGAAGGUGAAGCUGUUCCGGGCCUCGGAGCCGCUGCUCAGCGUCCUCAUGUGGGGGGCCAACCACACGAUCAAUGAACUGAGCAAUGUUCCUGUCCCUGUCAUGUUAAUGCCCGAUGACUUUAAAGCCUACAGUAAGAUUAAGGUGGACAAUCAUCUAUUCAACAAGGAAAACUUGCCAAGUCGCUUCAAAUUUAAGGAGUAUUGUCCGCUGGUGUUCCGAAACCUCCGAGAAAGAUUUGGGAUUGACGAUCAAGACUACCAGAACUCGGUGACACGAAGCGCCCCAGUGAACAGUGACAGCCAGGGCCGAUGUGGGGCCCGGUUCCUCACCACCUAUGACAGGAGGUUUGUCAUUAAGGCAGUAUCGAGCGAGGAUGUAGCAGAGAUGCACAACAUCUUAAAGAAGUACCAUCAGUUCAUAGUGGAGUGUCAUGGGAACACCCUCCUGCCCCAGUUCCUUGGCAUGUACCGGCUCACCGUGGACGGAGUGGAAACCUACAUGGUGGUUACCAGAAACGUAUUUAGUCACAGGCUGACUGUGCACCGGAAAUACGACCUGAAGGGCUCAACAGUAUCCAGGGAAGCAAGCGAUAAAGAGAAGGCCAAGGAUCUACCAACGUUCAAGGACAACGACUUCUUGAAUGAGGGUCAGAAGCUGCAUGUUGGAGAAGAGAGUAAAAAGAACUUCCUUGAAAAGCUGAAGCGGGACGUGGAGUUUUUAGCUCAGCUGAAGAUUAUGGACUACAGCUUACUGGUUGGGAUCCACGACGUUGACCGAGCAGAGCAGGAAGAGAUGGAAGUGGAGGAUCGGGCAGAGGAUGAGGAGUGUGAGAACGAUGGUCUUGGAGGCAACCCCAUUUCCUCCUAUGGUACACCCCCUGACAGCCCUGGCAAUCUCCUCAACUACCCUCGCUUCUUUGGGCCUGGAGAGUUCGAUCCUUCUGUCGAUGUCUACGCCAUGAAAAGCCACGAAAGUGCCCCCAAGAAGGAAGUGUACUUCAUGGCCAUUAUAGACAUUCUUACGCCAUAUGAUGCGAAGAAGAAAGCUGCACAUGCUGCCAAAACAGUGAAACAUGGGGCUGGGGCAGAGAUCUCCACCGUGAACCCAGAGCAGUACUCUAAACGCUUCAAUGAAUUUAUCUCCAAUAUCCUGACAUAGUCGUCUUCAGCCUUCAGCGAGAAAUGAAGAGAAGAGGGGCUACUUCCAAACAGAGAAUGCAGCCUGUGACACUAAAACAGACACUGUAGCAGCAUGUGGGGUGUGCAUGUGUGUGUGCGUGUGUGUAUGCGUGCAAGAGUGAGUGUGUGGCACUGUGUGACUUCAGAGAAAACUAAUUCUAGGUGCACCCUCCAACAGUCCACUUGACCCAGGUGGCAAAGUGGGUUUUUAUGUUACAGAAGUGCCCAGACAUAGAUUUGAGGGCUUUUUAAAACAAGAAAAGUGCAUUGUUUCAGCACUGCUCUUUCUAAUGACAUUUUCUCCUCUCUGAUCAAGAGAAUCCCAUAGGGAUAUGAUAUGUGGCACUGUAUAAAAGGGGUCGCUCUAGAUCGCGUUCAGUGAGAGUGAAGCAGUGCCUGAUUCCACAAACUACUACUUUUUUUUUUUAUUGGACUGUCUUUACCAGAAAGACAUACAAGCCCUUUUAUUUCCCUCUUGGUAGGAAUUGGAAGGAAAAUAGCUCACCAUUUCAAGGAUGGAAAAUAUUACUCUGAAAAGGAGGAGUCGCUGAACUUUAGGUAAAUUCAGACUGGGACACUUUAUAUUUUUUGGUUAAUUUAAGUAACGAAAACUUUUUUUGUAACUGCACUUGAUUUACAAGAAAGACGAGGGAAAUGAACAUCUACCAAAGAUGAUCGCUUAAAAAGGUGUAACUCCUAGAACCUAAAAAAAACCAGUGUGAGAAGUAGUAGAGGCAUUGAACAACCUCAGAUAAUAAUGUGCUUGGACCCAUUGUGCUUUAAAUUGGCCAGCUAUGAAGAUUUCAUAAAAGGAGAGAGAAAAAAAAAAAAAAGGCAUUUUGUACCUGUAGAUAUGCGAUAGUAUUUGACUAUCUGGAACGUUUCCCUGUCGCACCUCAGUCAGGAAUUGCCGUGUCUCUUAGAUUACAGCUUCACAUUGCAGUUCUGCCAGUGUUAAUCUAGCUAAUGUUCAGUCUUCCUUACUUGCCCGAUCUGCAACAGGUACUUGAAUUUGUUUCCUGACAGAGGUUCUUUGGUUAGUUGGUUUAUUUUUUAAAUGGCAAUGUGACUUGCACACGAAGGAAUUGGACUCGCUACCAGUGGGGAGUGCUGGGAGCUGUGACUGUGGAGCAAGUUCCACUGCUCAAGAGGACUCAGGACUUGAGCUGUGAUUGUUUUUACUCUUCUCUGCUCCAUACCCCUCUCUAGAGUGACAGUCAAGGAGUGGAAAUGUUUGAACACUUGCGCCAGAUUAUUUCCCCCCCCAAGGAAUUGGAACUGAUUUGCGUGACUGAAUAACGUCCUGUUUUGUCUCCAGAAUGCUUGUAAUAUUUUUCACAGCCAAGCUUGUCAGACUUGCUUUGGGUUUUGUUAGCUCUGCUGCACAACAGUUACAGAUCUUUUGGUUCUUUUUUUAAUUUUCUUUUUCUUUUAAAGCAGGAUUUAGAGUUUUGAACAAACCUCUUGCAGUUGAAACAUGUUGCUUAUCUGCCUUGAAACUGUUUUCACAUAUGCCUUUGUUUCGGGAAUAAGCUGUUUCGAAUGUCUGUCCUGUGCUGUAACGCGUGCUACAGUUUGCUGUGUGGAAUUUGGUCCUUUUGAGAGAUAACUGGUGCUCAUCACAUCCUGGUAAUUUCCCUAGACUAACGCUAGCUCUGGUCUGGAUUCUGAAUGUGGGCUUGGGUUUUCUUAUGUUCAUACCCACAUUCGUGAUAUGAAUCCCACAGGUCUCAACUUUGAAGGGGACAAAAGGGGGGCUAAUGUUUCAGCCCAUAAGAGUGCACUGUAAAUAGAAUCGUAAGAAAUCAAAAAUUAAUAUUAGGGGUCAUAAUGGGAUAUGAGUCUUUUUAUUCAUUCAUGGGUCAUUCCCUUUGACAUGGGACAAAUUUCUUCUGCCGCUGUAGUCCAGUCCCUGUUCUGUGUGAUGUGGGGGCUAACACACCGCUGUCUGGGAGGCUGCAGAGUCUCAUGUCUUAAGGUGUGUAGCUGGAAAAGCCACAAAACAAAUGCAGCUAUGAGAAUACUUUAAAAAAGGGAGGACUUAGAGGGUAUCAUCAGCUUAGUUUUGUGGGCAUUAUAUUGGUUGCUUUUCUCUUAAACAAUAAGCACUUAAGUUUACUAUCAAUUAGAAAUUAAAUACCAAUCACUUUUUAUUCGUGACAGUUUUAAAAAUCUGCGUUGAAUCUGCAACUUUGGCCUGGUAAGUUUGCCGUUCUCCUUUUGGGAAACUAGCUUGUACCUUUUAAACUGUUUAUCUUUAAAUCGUGUAUUUAAAAAAGAAGAGAAAAAGGGGGGAGGAAGAGAGAAGGAAAUUAGUGAACUGCAGACAUCCUGCACUGAGACACUACAAACCAAACAACCCAAAGAAAGUAGAAGAGUGAAGCUUGCAUAGCUAGGAGCAACAGUCUCAUUCACUGAAUUUCACAAACAGGAAUGAAAUUAAAAUGCAGUUAGUUCCUGCAGCAAUCUUUACAGAAGUCAUGAUGCUAAGGGCUUAAGAGCAGUUGACUGUAUUUUCUUAUUCCACUCCAGACAAACUCCUGCUAGAAUUAAAUUGGCUGUCUCUGGCUCAAGUGAUAUGAAAAGCCCCAUAAACUCUAUUCACUUUAGCACUUCCCCAAUUCUGCCACUUCUGUCAAGUUGCCAUACUGUGUGUAUUAAAGUAAUUAAAUGCAAUUUGCUCAAUGAUGUAUUACCCAGGUAUGUAACUUUGUUUAACAUAAGCAUUUUGUAUAUUGUUUACAUUUUGAGAGGUAGCAUUAUGUUAAAAAUGCUAAUUUUUGUUUCUAGACAGUAUUUUUAUUACCAGAAUAAGAAGUGAAGCUGCAAAUAUUUGAUUUGUUUUUAAAAGGGACUUUUUCUUUUGUUUUUUGUUGGGUUGUUUUUUUUUUUUAAUCUUGUUUUAGGUCACUUUUUUAACUCAAGUAUUUAAAAGGAAAACCCAGCCCUUUCAAUUCUGGUUUUACAGCUGCUUGUGCUAGUUUGUUGUCUGUUUCUGGUGUGAAUUUAGUUCUAGUUUGCUGAAUGUAGAUAUUUCUGUCUGUAGCAUGUACCCUGCGGAACACUUUACGCUGAAGUGCAUUUGACUGAAAACCACCCUCGGCUGAAAGAGUUGCGGUAGGUAGGCAGAUCACAGAUCCUGGUCAGAGUGCAGGAUUUUUCAAGAAAUUGCAGUGCAAUUCUUUGGUCAACUGGAGUUUCAAAAAGAAAAAAAAUUAGGUGUGCAGUGUCUCUUUCCAGUGCCUGAAGGCAGGGUGAGUUUGUGUGAGAAGCGAGCUGCAGGAUCCCUAGUCCUGCCUGUACCGAGGGUCUCUCUCUUUUCGAACAUGGGCCUGAUCUGUCAAAAUUUAAGAACUAAAGACUGCUUUGAACCUAGAACGUACAUCUUCCCCGUUGAGACAGCUCCUACAGCGUAAAUAAGAGUGGGAGAGGGAAGGCAGAGUGCGGAGUCACAGUUUGGGUGCUGUUCUGCUCCGAUAGUGCAAUAAAAACCACUCGAGAACAUGUUGGGUCACCCUUUAAGAGGAACCACGUGUUCUGGAGGUACCAGGCAGCACCCGCCCUUUGUGUCAGCUUUGGUGUCAGUGCUAGGAAGAGGGCCUGGUAUUCGCUGUAUGUAAGAAGAAUGUCAGCAGGAAUUCAAUUCUCACAGCAAGGAGCGGUGGGAUCCUUCCCUCUGGUCUUGUACACGCCUCUGAUGGACCUGGUUUUAAUUAUAAAAGCCAUGAUCAUGAAAUUCAUCACAGGGAGAACUUCUGGGGUAGUAGGUGACUCCAGAUUUCCUACAUAAACGAGGCUGUACUCCCACAUCCGAGAAUCUUAGUUUUGAAUUGGAUCGUAAUCAGCAAGGACACUAGAACACUUGAGUCUUCUUUCCUUUUCUGGGAGGAAACUCCUGCUUUCCCCUCCAGAGCGCUGCCACAGCUGCCUUCAGAGGGGACGCCAGCUGGGGACUUGCCUCUUAGCCCAAGAAAGACACAAAGCAAGGUUGUAUCGUAGUUACGGGCCGUGUUUGGUAGGGGUUGUGUCUCAGCCUCGACGGACGGAUGCCUCCCAGUCCUGUGACUACUAUGCAGUCUUUAUAGAUGCCUCCCUUCAAGCUGCACAGAGGUCAAAGUGUUUAACCUCGAGGUGGUACAAACCUUUCGGAAGUCAGUGUGUGUGUCCUAAACUUGGUUUGCAAUGCUGUGUAACCGAUCUGAGACAGAUCGUCCUUACAACAGCUCCAAAAACAAAACAGCUAUCCUCUCCCCGUCUGUGUCUUAAUGCCCCAUUUCAGGUUUGCUUGUCAACUUCCCCUACUUCUGCAGAGCCAUUCUCCAGUAUCCGUAUUAGCCACUACUGAUUUUCCUUGCUCUUUGAAAUGAGUAUCUUGUGUAAUAGCGAUGGCAAAGCUCGGGGAACCAACUGCUGGUCAUCCGUCAUUUUUAGUGGUUUCAGUUUUCACCACUCAGAAGUUGUGCUGGUUGUUGUUUAGCUGCACAAUGCUAAAUGCAGCUGGAUUGAGUUGUGUCAAGUGAGCGUAUUACACACAGGUCACAAGGGUGGGCAGGGCUAAUCAGUGCAACUGAAAAAAUGUGAAUAAAUUAAGUUUAAUCUAAAACUAAAAAAAAAAAAAGCAUUCUAGGUUUUUUCACUGCUGUUUUUUAAAUAGGAAUUUUAAGUCCUCUGUGCUUGUCUGUUUGCUAGGAGCAGUUUGAGACACUGUUACUGUUUUGAAAUGCAUGCAUGUUACAAGAUGAGUCUCCAACCAGAGAAAAAUAAAAUUAAAACUUUGUGUACAUCUGUUCCUUACUGCUGUCCUCUUUCAAGUGCUCUAAUGAUCAACUGUUACUCCGUGAGGGGAAGAGAGCAGCACUUACAUUAUGUGUACUACCACGCCCAUUCCAGAUAUGGCAUCUCUGUCC